AUGGGCGACGCUGCCUUCGAGCCCGAGAACAUCGCCGUAUGCAUCCGCGUGCGGCCCAUGAACGAGCGCGAGACGCGUGCGAACGACCAGCCAGCGCUCGCCUGUGUGACAGCGCUGAAUGUGGUGUCGCUGACAGAUCCCGAGACGGGCGCGCCUAUGACAGGCAAAGGCAACGUGUUCCAGUACGAUCAGAUCUUCGACGCCGCGAGCGACUCGCACGUCAUCUAUGAGCUUGUAGCGCGCCGUAUCGUGCACUCGACACUGGGCGGCAUUAACGGCACCAUCUUCGCCUACGGACAGACGAGCUCCGGUAAAACGUAUACGAUGCAGGGAGACGGUGGGAUGCCCUUUGAGCCCGAGGCGGAGAGCUGUCGCCUCGGCAUCCUACAGCUGGCGGUGGAGGACAUCUUCAACUACAUCGAGAGCUGCGUGGACCGAGAUUUCCUCCUGCGCGUUUCGUUUCUGGAGAUCUACAACGAAGUGGUCAAAGACCUGCUAAACCCCAAAGAAAAAGGCGCCAAUCUCAAACUCCGAGAAGACCCACGCAAAGGCGUGUAUGUCGAGUGUACGGAGGAGAUUAUCACCAACUAUGAGGACAUUGUGACGCUGCUCCAGGCAGGAAACCAGAACAGAACCACAGGACAGACUGCUAUGAACGACAAGAGUUCGCGCUCCCACAGCGUCUUCCGGAUUGUGAUCGAGAGUAAACAGAAGGCGGAGCCCAGACGACACUCAGAGGAGGACGUGAACGGCGCUGUGCUGGUGGCGAGUCUCAACCUCGUGGACCUCGCAGGAUCCGAGAGCUUGCGAUACACUGGCGCUGAGGGCAUUCGACAACGAGAAGCUGGAAACAUCAACAAGUCGCUCCUGACACUCUCGCGUGUGAUUAAUUCCCUCGCGAGCUCUGGAGGGGGAGGACAGAAUGCGCCAUUUAGAGACAGCAAGCUCACGAGGCUACUACAAAACUCUCUGGGCGGCAACACACGCACACUCAUCGUCUGCUGCGUGACUCCGAGCGACCGAUUUAUUGAGGAGACCAAGAGCACGUUGCAGUUUGCAGCUCGAGCCAAGGCUAUCCAGACAUCCGCUAGAGUGAACGAGGUGCUGGACGACCAGACGCAGCUUCGACGUCUCAAGCGAGAACGCUGA
Phytophthora infestans T30-4 is the source of this 1149-nucleotide messenger RNA. Its product is annotated as kinesin-like protein. Lineage: Eukaryota; Oomycota; Peronosporomycetes; Peronosporales; Peronosporaceae. Gene Ontology annotation, molecular function: ATP binding; microtubule binding; microtubule motor activity. The coding region runs from base 1 to 1149 and encodes 382 amino acids. Gene Ontology annotation, biological process: microtubule-based movement. The record is from RefSeq and is a predicted model, not a curated record. The transcript is spliced from 2 exons.